UUAUACAUAUUUUACCUUGCAAGUGGACAAAACUGUUCAACAAAAUUUCUCUCUCUCUCUCUCUCUCUCUCUCUCUCUCUACAUAUACAUACACCUCUUCAUAUUAUAUAUAACACCUCACAAACAGCUUAUUUCCAACCUUUUUUUUUUUAAUUUUUAGAGAGAGAAAAGAGAUAGGAAGAAGAAAUGCCUACGUCUCUGCAGCUUCACAGAAUCAACACCACCUACCCCACCACCACCUCCGCCGCCGCCUCUGCUACCACCGGCAGCGACAUCAAUUGCAACAAAAACUCCCAAACCAGUAUAUGGCGAGUUCACCCUUCGAUCUCCGUCCCUGACGACGCCAACCACUACCACACCCACGCCGUGGGCCCCAACCAGUGCUGCUCCACCGUCGUCCAAACCAUCGCCGCCCCCGUCGCGGCCGUCUGGUCCGUCGUCCGCCGCUUCGAUAACCCCCAAGCCUACAAACACUUCCUCAAGAGCUGCCAUGUCAUCGUCGGCGACGGCAACGUCGGCACUCUCCGGGAAGUCCACGUGAUUUCGGGCCUCCCGGCGGAGUCCAGCACCGAACGCCUCGAAAUCCUCGACGACGAGAGACAUGUCAUCAGCUUCAGCGUCGUCGGCGGUGAUCACCGACUCAAUAAUUACCGCUCCGUCACCACUCUCCACCAAUCGCCGACCGGUUCCGAGACAGUUGUUGUCGAAUCAUACGUCGUUGAUGUACCGCCCGGUAACACGAAGGACGAGACCUGCGUGUUCGUUGACACUAUCGUUCGGUGUAACUUGCAGUCACUGGCUCAGAUCGCCCAGAAUUUAGCGAAAAGUAACUGUAAAUCGUCAUGAGAUUUUCGUGAUUUUUGGAAACCAGAAAUGGAAAUUCGUGAUUAGCUUUGCUUCUGAGAUUCAAAUUUGUUAAAGGUGACACAGUAUAUGAUAUUAUGGUUGGUUGUAUUUUUCUGUGCAAUCUGUUUUUUUAAAAAUGUGCCUGCGUUAUUGUCACUGUCACAGACUCACAGUGAUGUCUAAUGUUUUUCAUUUUAUUUUUCUUGGGAAUUUUUUUUUAUAUAAUAUAUAUACAUUGUGAACUCUGUCCCAAGUUUA
Camellia sinensis is the source of this 1104-nucleotide messenger RNA. Its product is annotated as abscisic acid receptor PYL4. The record is from RefSeq and is a predicted model, not a curated record. Gene Ontology annotation, biological process: abscisic acid-activated signaling pathway. Gene Ontology annotation, molecular function: abscisic acid binding; signaling receptor activity; protein phosphatase inhibitor activity. Gene Ontology annotation, cellular component: nucleus; cytoplasm. NCBI's taxonomy places the organism in Eukaryota, Viridiplantae, Streptophyta, Magnoliopsida, Ericales, Theaceae.